UGAAGUUAUGGUACGAAUAUGUUCAAUGACUUCAUCCAGUGGUGUGUUGCCCAUAAGCACUAAUGAUGAUUUCUAUCGAUCAUUUAGAUAUGAAAAUAAAACGUUUUCACCAUACUUAUCUAUUAGUAGUGAUUUAAUAUCACGAUUUUCUACAACUGCAUCUUCAAUGUCAGUGAGUUCAGCUAGUCGCUUAGCUAAUGAUGACACUUCAAAGAGCAUGCCUGAUUCGGUUGCUUCACCAGCUCCAUCACUUUCGCCAAUAUCGUCGGAUUCACCUUCAUGCUCCUCACUUUCAGCUGCUCCGUCUGCUUCAUUUUCAUUUUCGCCACCAUCGUCUCCAGCACUGAACGAAGCUUCCGCACCAGCAGCAAAAACAAAAAAUGCGAAAGUAAGUGAAUUAAACGAAACUAUUAAAUCUGCUAUGACGGAAAACAAUAAAUUAACUGCUGAGUUAAUUGAUAUCGAGAAAAAAAAGGUUGCUGCUAUUGAAUUAUUGACAGAAAGUGUGGUUAGUUUCUUGGAGAGAAAUUAAUUAACUAAAACUUAUAAAUCCUUUGAAAUAUUGCUUGUGAAAG
Anastrepha obliqua is the source of this 575-nucleotide messenger RNA. RefSeq lists its product as uncharacterized. Bases 8 to 532 code for a protein of 174 amino acids. Lineage: Eukaryota; Metazoa; Arthropoda; Insecta; Diptera; Tephritidae. The record is from RefSeq and is a predicted model, not a curated record. The transcript has 2 exons.